Molecule: messenger RNA, 2163 nt
Organism: Copidosoma floridanum
Lineage: Eukaryota; Metazoa; Arthropoda; Insecta; Hymenoptera; Encyrtidae
Gene: stas
Product: Transmembrane protein stas
Biological process (GO): autophagosome assembly
Cellular component (GO): endoplasmic reticulum membrane
Source: RefSeq, a predicted model, not a curated record
UAGCCUACGAGCACCUCGGAUCGAGCUAGAAGGAGCUGUUCAUAAUGACGUGACAUUGGAUGUCAUCAAGCUCAUCGCUUUAUUGGUAGCUUAAAUGCGUCUCAAUAUAUAGGUAUUAUGUCGUAAUUAAGUGUUACCAGUGAGUUGGUAAGGGUCGAGCCUGACUUUGGGAGUACACCCACACUCAAGCGUUGCGUCAUUGUAAAUAGCUCUCCAAAGCUUCAAACAAAUCGUUCAUCAAUUAAAUAUCAUGACUCACGACUCACGAGUCAAACGUCAAACUGUCCGCGUAGACGACGCAGACUCGCAAUUAUGAUGAUCACGUGACCUGAUAUAUAUAUAUAUAUAUAUCAGUGUAACAUCGCGUGUUUCGGAACAGAACGUAGAGGGGGUUAGGGUGUGAAAAAAAAAUGAUGGAGAGAAAACUGUCCUUUUACUGAACUUCUGAAUGCUUUUUUAGUUUGUGUCCGCAAAUUAUAAUAUAAGGAAAGCAUUGUAUUAACUAGAGUUAUGCUAGCCGAACGAAAUUUGAUUCAAAAGCAAAAACUCGCAGACACAUGACCAACAUUGUUAGAUUCUGUUGUACGACGUACAUAAUUUUCUCUGCAACCGAAGUCUCCAAGACAGAAAGAUAUGGAUGGUGAAAUAUCAGCUCGCAAAGGUCUCUUGGUAGUUGGCCUGACCUUUGUGAUAUCGUCAACAGCUCUAUUUUAUGUCUAUGCAAGCUUUCCUACCUUACAAGAGAACGAAAAACAAUAUUUAAAGAUACCAUAUGACAUUGAAGAUGCCAAGAAUCUUGGAAAACUAUUGGGAUCCUACAAAGACUUGUAUUAUGUUCAAGUUUUAAUGGGCCUUUUUGUGACAUACAUAUUUCUUCAAACAUUUGCGAUACCUGGAUCAAUUUUUUUGUCAAUUCUAUCUGGAUUCUUAUUUCCUUUUCCACUUGCCCUGACCCUGGUGUGUACCUGCAGUGCAAUCGGAGCUUCGUUGUGUUAUCUGCUGUCAUCUUUAGCAGGAAAAAAACUCGUGCAAAAGUAUUGUCCAAACAAGGCUAAGCUUUGGGCUGAAACUGUGACCAAGCACAAGGACAAUUUAUUGAACUAUAUGUUAUUUGUUAGGAUUACUCCGUUGAUACCAAAUUGGUUUAUAAAUCUAGCGAGCCCAGUAGUCGGAGUGCCAUUAUUACCAUUUAUGAUUGGCACGUUAUUUGGUGUUGCACCAGCAUCAUUUGUCGCCAUACAAGCAGGACAGACUUUAAAUAAAUUAACUUCGUCCAAAGAUGCAUUCCCAUUGAGUAGCUUAUUUUUGUUGUUUAUUUUUUCUUUACUUUCUCUCCUACCAGUUAUAUUUAAAAGUCAAAUUAGAAAGAAAUUUGAAUAAUUUAGUUUUUAAUUUUUCCAGUCUAGUUAUUCCCUUCUAAUUUGGUCCAUCAAAAGUAAUAAGUAUGGCGAAAAUUGAUAAGAUGAAUCUUUUUACUUCUCAACUAAAAUCACUCUAAUGAAAUAUUUAAUUACAAUAGACUUUGAGCACUUUGCAUUGCAUUUGAGUGUGUAUUAUUUUUUUUACUUCCAUCCUCCUGCUUUUUAGUAUCAACCCACAGUGGACGUGUGUUUGUGAGUAUGAUAUAUUUAGUAAUAUUUAAGAUGUGUUGUUGUAAAAAGUAAAAGAAAAGUGUUAAAUAAUUUUUAGUUUGUCGGGUCAAAGUCACUAAAUAAUUGUAAUUGGUAAAUUAUUUUUAAUGAAAACAAUGUCAAAAAAAUUAAAAAGUAUUUAUAUUAAAUUUAUAUACAGGGAACAGCUAUAAGUACACAAAAAGUGUUGAAAUGUAAUAGCUUAUUUAAAAAGAGUUUGGCUGAAAACAACUUGUUCUCCUAGUGGAAAAGCUUAUAAUACAACGUUGAAUCGUUCAAGUAGAUCACUGUAAUUGUUGAAGUUAGAAAUAUUUUGGCACGAGCUUAUUUUAGUAACAAGCUUUACUUGAUAAUUUAUAUUUCAAACAAAACAGACUUUGUUUUACGUAUAAAACCUUAGCAAAAUGAUGUAAGAUACGUUAUUGUUGUGUUUGUUGAAUUACUUGAUGGAAGACUAACUGGACGCCAGUACCACCAAUUGUACCAUACUGGAAUAAAAUAAGAACAAAUACAUACACAUUUUCUUGUAAAA